Messenger RNA from Talaromyces stipitatus ATCC 10500, 1647 nucleotides. RefSeq names its product TOR signaling pathway phosphatase SitA. The coding region runs from base 163 to 1344 and encodes 393 amino acids. Gene Ontology annotation, biological process: G1/S transition of mitotic cell cycle; peptidyl-serine dephosphorylation. The transcript has 4 exons. Lineage: Eukaryota; Fungi; Ascomycota; Eurotiomycetes; Eurotiales; Trichocomaceae. The record is from RefSeq and is a predicted model, not a curated record. Gene Ontology annotation, molecular function: protein serine/threonine phosphatase activity. Gene Ontology annotation, cellular component: cytoplasm.
GCUACCCUACAGACUGUUCAUGUCUGGGGGUGUUUCGAGAUUUGAGUGUCUUUUUCUGCUUUAUACUCAGUCGUUCUCCUGUCAUACGAAUCUGGAUCCAUUCAUCAAACUUACGGUACCGACAAACCCUUCAUUUGAUCGCUAAUUAGUAAACACUUUACCAUGACAGACAAAACGAUACCAGCACCUGGGCCGGCCAAGCUGAAACGAAAUGCUGGUCCAGAUGAAUGGCUUGAAGCAGCCAAGAACUGCAAAUAUCUAUCAGAGCAUCAUAUGAAACAAUUAUGUGACAUUGUAAAGGAAUUUAUGAUGGAAGAAUCGAACAUACAACCCGUCUCUUCACCUGUUACAAUAUGUGGUGAUAUACACGGACAAUUCUACGAUUUACUGGAGCUCUUUCGAGUAGCUGGCGGUAUGCCAAAUGAGACGAACGUUGAACCCCCGGCAAACACACCUCCAAUCAUUACAUCCGACGAUAUCGAGCCUCCUUCGACGAUAACAGACCCAAAAUUACGAAAGAAAAUCAGGAACGCAGGCAGUCUACAGGAUUCCGACGAUGCCAGUUCAGCAUCUAGCAGGGGUCGUUCCGGUAGUGGGUCGUCAAAAGAAGCUACUGGUCCUCCUCCUGGGAAUUUUGUCUUUUUGGGAGACUAUGUCGAUCGAGGUUAUUUUAGUUUAGAGACUCUGACUCUUUUACUAUGCCUUAAAGCCAAAUAUCCCGACCGUAUAACGUUAGUACGGGGGAAUCACGAAUCACGACAAAUUACACAAGUUUAUGGGUUUUACGAAGAAUGCUUUCAGAAAUACGGCAAUGCAUCGGUGUGGAAAGCCUGCUGUCAGGUCUUUGAUUUUAUGACGCUGGGUGCUAUCAUCGAUGGCAAGGUGUUAUGUGUGCACGGUGGAUUAAGUCCGGAGAUCAGAACACUGGAUCAAGUCCGCGUCGUUGCUCGAGCACAAGAAAUUCCGCAUGAGGGUGCCUUUUGUGAUCUUGUGUGGUCGGAUCCAGAAGAUGCAGCUGAUGUAGAAACAUGGGCCGUCAGUCCGCGAGGAGCUGGAUGGCUAUUCGGGAACAAGGUCGCAGAAGAAUUCUGCCACGUCAACGAUCUAACUCUAAUCGCACGAGCGCAUCAAUUGGUCAACGAAGGCUACAAAUAUCACUUCGCCAAGCAAAACGUCGUCACAGUCUGGAGUGCUCCAAACUACUGCUACCGAUGCGGCAAUCUGGCAUCAGUAUGCGAAAUCCGCGAAGACCUCAAACCUACAUUCAAGCUCUUCAGCGCUGUUAGCGAUGAUCAGCGACAUGUUCCUUCGUCGAGACCAGGACGUAGUGAAUACUUUUUGUAGAAUACCCAGACGACUCGUUUCCGUUUUGAUCUUACGCGGCCACGAUCUCUUAUCUAUUACUUUUAUUAAAUGAGGAAAUGGUCUGCAUGGCGUAUGGCGUGUGCUUGUUGGCUUGGUUGAUGAUGGAGCAUCGAUCUAGGAGAUUGAGGCUAUAUACCAAUUAUGAAUUUACGCGCCAUUUAUGAUAUAGCUUGCUGUGUACUUCAGGUUUCUGUUGCGUAGUGUUCGGAUAUUUGUAUUGAAACAUUCAUAUCGUAGACCGACACAUGACUUGGGAGCCUGAUAAUAGAUAUGUGGUAUGUA